AUGCAGCUGCUGAAGAUUUGUGGGAUAGCGGUACUUAUACUUAUUGGUACCUUUUGUAUUGGUCUGAUACCCAUAUAUUUAGUUAAUGGCAGGUUACGAAGCAGCGAGAGGCUCUUUAGGGCAACAUCACUCUUUGGAGUUGGUAUGAUACUAGGUACAUCAUUUAUGCUAGUGAUCCCUGAAGGUAUAAGUGAAUGUAAGGAUGAAAGUGCGUAUGGAAUUAGCAUGAUGGCAGGCUUCUUGUUUGUUUACAUAGUGGAUCAAACUGUGCGUUGGGCAGAGAGUCGUAAUCCGUCAACAUUAAAUGAUUCAAAUCAUAUAUCUUGUUGGUAUGAUCUUUUGCUAUUGAAUAAGACUGCUAUGAGUGUUGUACAUAAUAAUGUGGUGUUAGCACUAGUUAUACAUGGAUUUUCAGACGGGAUGGUAAUUGGAUUAUCUGCUAAUCAUGAAACUCUAAAUAUGCUAAUAAUAGUUACGAUUUUGAUCCAUAAGAUACCAGCUGUGCUGUCGCUUGUGACAUUAAUGCUCGUGAAACAAGGCCUUAAUAAGUAUGAAGCAUGUUCUAAUUUGCUCGCAUUCUCCCUUUCAACACCGGUUGGUUACAUUAUCUUCUCCAUGAUAAGCAUUUUGUCAGACAGAAUGGACGAUUUUGGGGGAAACUUGUUACUAAUAAGCGGGGGGAGUCUAUUCUAUGCAUCUUGCCAUUCGUUGUUGGAUAAUGCUCAUAUUUUACCGGUAGGAUCGCAGAGCGGAGUCUCAAUUGCAUCUAAUGGUGCACCGGAAACCUUUGAUGUCGACGUACAGUCUUUGGAAGAAGACCCCUGGCACGAAGAGGCACAGAAUAGCAAGGUACCGGAUGCCUUGUAUACACUCUUUGGUGCACUGAUACCAACUGCAUUUUCUCGCUGGAAAUAG
Molecule: messenger RNA, 915 nt
Organism: Eremothecium sinecaudum
Lineage: Eukaryota; Fungi; Ascomycota; Saccharomycetes; Saccharomycetales; Saccharomycetaceae
Gene: ATX2
Product: Mn(2+) transporter ATX2
Exons: 1
Coding region: 1-915 (304 amino acids)
Biological process (GO): zinc ion transport; transmembrane transport
Cellular component (GO): membrane
Molecular function (GO): metal ion transmembrane transporter activity
Source: RefSeq, a predicted model, not a curated record